Messenger RNA from Mus musculus (house mouse), 2866 nucleotides. It is a transcript of the gene Nelfb, whose product is annotated as negative elongation factor complex member B. The transcript has 12 exons. Lineage: Eukaryota; Metazoa; Chordata; Mammalia; Rodentia; Muridae. Gene Ontology annotation, cellular component: NELF complex; nucleoplasm; nucleus. Gene Ontology annotation, molecular function: RNA polymerase inhibitor activity. Bases 831 to 2258 code for a protein of 475 amino acids. Gene Ontology annotation, biological process: negative regulation of transcription elongation by RNA polymerase II; transcription pausing by RNA polymerase II; negative regulation of DNA-templated transcription. The record is from RefSeq and is marked reviewed.
UGGGUAGCAAGUCGCUGCUCGGAACCUGCGGGCGGCGGAGGCGUUUUCCCGGGGCCUAUUGGCUGCUGGACCUAGGCAGUCAAGGGCGGAAGUGGGAGGUGUGGGUCCGUGCGAGCUGCUCUGCUGACGCGAUCUGGCCACACUGGAGGCGGCGGGCGAACGGGGCUUGGGGGGUCCUCGUGGCACCGUGGAGAGGGCUUCUGGGGCUCCGUCAGGGUCCGCUACGGCUCCAGCGGAGCGCGGUGGGGAUGGGGUACACAGCCGAGCGUCCGCCGGAGCCUCCGCCAUGUUCGCGGGGCUCCAGGACCUGGGCGUGGCCAAUGGCGAGGACCUGAAAGAGACCCUGACCAACUGCACCGAGCCUCUCAAGGCCAUUGAACAAUUUCAGGUGGGCAGAAGGGGCCGGGGCAGCUAGGGAAGCUGGACACAAUUCGGCGCGCUCCCGACGCUUGGAUGGAGGCGCUAAAGGUUCUGCGCUAGGGACCCGCUGAGUAACUGAGUGUUUUCCCUUUUCCGCUGUUACUAUGGCGGACCCUAGUACUCGGCAUCCGUGGUGUCCGUGCUGACUUGGCUGCGGCCAAGCAAAAUGCGUACGCGUUUACCCUCUGCUUCUCCAGACAGAGAAUGGCGUGUUGCUGCCUUCCCUGCAGUCGGCCCUGCCCUUCUUGGAUCUACACGGGACACCGCGGCUGGAGUUCCAUCAGUCAGUGUUUGAUGAACUACGUGACAAACUUCUGGAACGAGUGUCAGCAAUUGCCUCUGAGGGAAAGGCAGAGGAGAGGUACAAGAAGCUGGAAGACCUUCUGGAAAAGAGCUUUUCUUUGGUCAAGAUGCCAUCCCUACAACCAGUGGUGAUGUGUGUUAUGAAACACUUGCCCAAGGUUCCUGAGAAGAAGCUGAAGCUGGUGAUGGCUGACAAGGAGUUGUACCGGGCAUGUGCUGUGGAAGUGAAGAGGCAGAUUUGGCAAGACAACCAGGCUCUCUUUGGUGAUGAAGUCUCACCACUGCUGAAGCAGUAUAUCCUAGAGAAAGAGAGUGCGCUCUUCAGCACAGAGCUCUCUGUGCUGCACAACUUCUUCAGCCCUUCCCCCAAGACCCGGCGCCAAGGAGAGGUGGUGCAGAAGCUGACGCAGAUGGUAGGGAAGAAUGUGAAGCUGUACGACAUGGUGCUGCAGUUCCUGCGCACACUGUUCCUGCGGACCAGGAAUGUGCACUACUGCACGUUACGAGCUGAGCUGCUCAUGUCUUUGCAUGACUUGGACGUCAGUGACAUCUGCACUGUGGAUCCCUGCCAUAAGUUCACCUGGUGCCUGGAUGCCUGCAUCCGGGAACGGUUUGUGGACAGCAAAAGAGCCCGGGAGCUUCAGGGAUUUCUUGAUGGUGUGAAGAAGGGCCAGGAACAAGUUUUGGGGGAUUUGUCUAUGAUCCUGUGCGACCCCUUUGCCAUCAACACACUGUCCCUGAGCACCAUCAGGCACUUGCAGGAGCUGGUUAGCCAGGAGACACUGCCCAGGGAUAGUCCCGACCUCCUCCUACUACUUAGGCUGCUGGCACUGGGCCAAGGUGCAUGGGACUUAAUAGAUAGCCAGGUCUUCAAGGAGCCUAAGAUGGAGGCAGAGCUCAUCACCAAGUUCCUGCCGAUGCUCAUGUCCCUCGUGGUGGAUGACUUCACUUUCAACGUAGAUCAGAAGCUUCCAGCUGAGGAGAAAGCCUCAGUCACAUACCCCAACACACUUCCUGAGAGUUUCACCAAGUUUCUGCAGGAGCAGCGCAUGGCUUGUGAGGUGGGACUAUACUACGUCCUACACAUCACCAAGCAGAGAAACAAGAAUGCUCUCCUGCGCCUGCUGCCUGGACUUGUGGAAACGUUUGGUGACCUGGCCUUCAGUGACAUCUUUCUCCACCUGCUCACUGGGAGCCUGGUACUGCUUGCUGAUGAAUUUGCCCUGGAGGAUUUCUGCAGCAGCCUCUUUGAUGGCUUCUUCCUCACUGCCUCUCCCAGGAAGGAGAAUGUGCACCGUCAUGUGCUGAGGCUUCUCCUCCACUUGCAUGCAAGAGUGGCCCCUUCCAAGCUGGAGGCAUUGCAGAAGGCUCUGGAGCCCACAGGCCAGAGCGGGGAGGCCGUGAAGGAGCUCUACUCCCAGCUUGGUGAGAAGUUGGAGCAGUUAGACCAUCGAAAGCCCAGUCCUACCCAAGCUGCAGAGACACCAGCACUGGAUCUGCCUCUUCCCAGCGUGCCUGCUCCAGCCACACUGUGAGGCUGUGGAGAACUGAAACUGUUUGACAGUGGUGCCCUAUGGAAGGGCACCUAGUUGGCUAGGGGUGUAGGCUGAGCUGAGAGGGGUGUUCUUUGGCAAGGUUCUCCCUCCUCUAGUUUCUCCCAGGAGCUGGUCCCAAAAGGUCCUCCCUCAGUGGUCUACUUGCAUAUCAUAGGGGGCCCUUGAUGUCAUGGUGGGACUUGGCCCCUGCUUGACCCUGGCAGAGGUGGAUGGUGAUUGGGAUAUAGGAAAAGCAGUGGGCAGAGGCCUGACUGACCUGAUAUUCAAUCUGCACAAAGUCCAAGGUAUGCUAGGUUCACCAAAGUAGAUUUGCUGGACCUGAUCCCCAAGCACAGGAGUGGUACCCUCCACAGAAGCUGGGGGAGAGUCUGCAGCAGGCCUGAGCCUGCUGAUGUCAGUGCUGACUGAGUCCAUGCUAACUGAGAUCUGUAGGCAGAGCUCUGCCCUGUAGCUCCCUGCCUCAGUUUAUCUUUGCAAUACAAAGCAAAUCCUUCCCCAGCUAUGUGUUUUAGCCUUUGAGUAGGGGAGUUUCGGUGUACACAUUGAAUUUUCCACUUAUGUAAAUAAAACGGAUUUUGAUAAAUCCA